Lentinula edodes (shiitake mushroom) is the source of this 930-nucleotide messenger RNA. Its product is annotated as ribosomal protein S2, flavodoxin-like domain-containing protein. The transcript is spliced from 2 exons. Gene Ontology annotation, molecular function: structural constituent of ribosome. Gene Ontology annotation, biological process: translation. Lineage: Eukaryota; Fungi; Basidiomycota; Agaricomycetes; Agaricales; Omphalotaceae. The record is from RefSeq and is a predicted model, not a curated record. Bases 1 to 930 code for a protein of 309 amino acids. Gene Ontology annotation, cellular component: ribosome; mitochondrial small ribosomal subunit.
AUGCACUCCCUCCGUCCACGGCUGUCCAAUCCAGUCCGGUUUUCUUUCAAGUUCUGCAAAAAUUGUACUCGACAACUUUCGCAACAGGCCCAAGGCCCUUUAGAGACAGAAAAUGACUGGACAGACUUCCAACAGACGAGGACAAGUCUAAAAACUCUGAUGGAUGCAAUGAGCCAGUAUGGUUCUACACAAACCUCACAGUGGUCUCUAAGGGACUCCCUGCAUAGACCGACCAAAGACGCGACUUUGUCUGCUUUGCUAGCCUCUGGCGCCCAUUUUGGACACGCUUCAUCACGGAUGAAUCCAAAUUUUCUGCCUUAUGCCUACGGUACACGCGCUGGCAUAACUCUCAUUGACCUAGACCACACACUUCCUCUUCUUCGUAGAGCGGCCAAAGUCGUUCGCGCUGUCGCUGCCAAUGACGGUCAAAUAGUUUUUAUCGGCACGCGCGCCGACAUACGUCCUGUUGUGCAAAAAGCUGCCCAGCGUCUAGGCACUCAAGGCUUUCAUGUCGGCGAUAGAUGGCUGCCCGGAACACUAACCAAUAAAUGGCAGAUGUUUGGCCAUGAAACUGUGCGUUCAAAGCGCAUCGUUCCCGACCUUGUUAUUCUUCUCAAUCCCAUCCAAAACAUGAAUGCCAUCCAAGAAUGCGCCCUCUCAAAUGUCCCUACCAUUGCUAUCGUGGACUCUAACGUCGAUCCUCGCAUUGUUAUGUAUCCGAUACCUGCCAAUGACGAAAGCCCGCGGACCGCAGAAAUCAUUGCAGGUGUGCUGAGUAUCGCGGGACGGGAAGGGAUUGCUAUCCGGGAGGCAGAGACGCAGAGAAUGAGAAUGGCCGUAGACUCUGCCUGGGAAGAUUUCAACAAAAUGCAGGUAAUGCAGGAUGCUCGCCAACCUCAGCGGUCAGAUGCGGAAGCUUUUGAUUACUGA